CGAUGGUCUCGAUCCAAGAAACGAAUUUAUUAUUUCAGCCCAGACACCAAGCAGUCCCAUUGGGAGAAACCAGAGGGAGAUGUCAAGAUCAUUCCUUUGGAUCUUAGUCUGGUUCCAGUAGGUGAUGAUGAGGCCAGCACUGCUCAAAAUCAAAUCCGUGCUUCCCAUCUUCUGGUCAAGCACAGUGGGUCUCGCAGACCAUCUAGCUGGAAAGAGGCCAACAUCAGUCGAUCUAAAGAAGAAGCGAUGCAGAUUAUCCAAAAUUUCCGGGCCAAGAUCGAGUCGGGUGAAGUGGACUUGUCAACCCUUGCUAAAACAGAGAGUGAUUGCAGCUCAGCUUCCAGGGGUGGAGAUUUGGGCAAGUUUGGUUAUGGCCAGAUGCAAGCCUCAUUCGAACAAGCAGCAUUUGCACUUAAAGUGGGAGAACUCAGCAACCCAGUUGUUUCUGAUUCAGGCAUCCAUCUAAUCCUGCGUACAGAAUAA
Molecule: messenger RNA, 483 nt
Organism: Batrachochytrium dendrobatidis JAM81
Lineage: Eukaryota; Fungi; Chytridiomycota; Chytridiomycetes; Rhizophydiales
Product: peptidylprolyl isomerase ESS1
Exons: 5
Cellular component (GO): nucleus; cytosol
Molecular function (GO): protein binding; peptidyl-prolyl cis-trans isomerase activity
Source: RefSeq, a predicted model, not a curated record